AUGUUGCUGUUGCUUCUGUUUUCUAAUCAUUGCGUUAUGGUGGUACCAGCGGUAAUAAUAAAAAUGUACACGUCUUCAGCAGCAACCGGAGGUGUUGAUGUUGCCGGAGGCAAACUAGAUACAUACAAAAUCCCCAGCGAUCCGAUCUGGGAAGUGCCUCGGGAUCGAGUCCGUCUUGGUAGGCAGAUUGGUGCCGGUGCCUUUGGAGUUGUCUAUGAGGGAACUGUAAGUGACCCUACCAAGGAGUUGGCAGACCUUGUUCGAGAAAUGGAGAUUCUCAAGCAAUUUAAUCCUCAUCCACAUGUGAUCCAACUCUAUGGCGUCUGCACUCAAAAUGGUCGACUGCAGGUGUUGGUUGAGUUGGCUCCCUACGGGAAUCUUCGCGACUUCCUCAUGGACCGCAGACCACGCAGAGACCAAAAAUCGGCAAAUCAGCCCUUUUCGCACUUGUCAGCUCGUCAUCUUGUUAGUUUCGGAUUACAGGUUGCAAAGGGAAUGGACUACCUCGCAAGACAGAAUAUUAUACAUCGCGACUUGGCGGCCCGCAACAUCCUUAUCGGCUGUAGAUUUGUGGCCAAAAUAGCCGAUUUUGGGCUGACUAGGAGUGUGUGUGAUUAUUACCGGAAGUGUAGUGAUGGUCGCCUACCUAUCAAGUGGAUGGCCCCUGAAUCGAUAUUCGAUCGCCGGUACACAACAAAAAGUGAUGUAUGGUCAUUUGGAAUUCUGCUCUGGGAGAUAUUCUCCUACGGAGGAACGCCCUACCCGACUCUAUCUGCAGAGUCACUUUUGAAGGCACUUCAGAUGGGAUUCCGAAAUGAGCAACCACUCGCCUCCCCCAGCCAUGUCUAUGGCCUAAUGCUUUCGUGCUGGUCCAUUGACCCAGCCUGCAGACCAACCUUUUCUCAGCUCGUAGCCUCCCUCCAACAGGCUUAUGAUGACGUAAUUAAUGAAAAUAGCUCCUCAUCUUCCUCCACCUCGUCCUCCAGAUCAUCUUCUCCUACAAUUUCCACGGUCUAUCUUACUUUAAAUAACAAUAAUAUUAAUAAUUACAACAAUCCGAGUGCCCUAGUUACCACCACAGCUCCGUCCAUCUGUCAGUCCGUGUCCCCGUCGGUCUAUCAAUCGAUUAUACCGCAAUUCUCAAUGCAGCCACAACGGUCACUGGUGGGGCAGUGGCCUUCAUCAUCGCUUCCAUCUGAUGUUCACGGCUCUCAGGGCUUUGGGGCCACAGAUGGAGCCAGCAUUCACUUCAAUAGUUGCUGUGCUGAUCGCGGACAGUACCUUCAAAGUCUACAUAAAGCAUUUUUAAUGCACUUCAACUAUGUCGUGGUACGUUGGACUUAA
Mesocestoides corti is the source of this 1344-nucleotide messenger RNA. Lineage: Eukaryota; Metazoa; Platyhelminthes; Cestoda; Cyclophyllidea; Mesocestoididae. The record is from the annotation of a GenBank genome assembly.